Messenger RNA from Drosophila teissieri, 449 nucleotides. Its product is annotated as A-kinase anchor protein 14-like. Bases 39 to 449 code for a protein of 136 amino acids. The record is from RefSeq and is a predicted model, not a curated record. NCBI's taxonomy places the organism in Eukaryota, Metazoa, Arthropoda, Insecta, Diptera, Drosophilidae. The transcript is spliced from 2 exons.
UUACCCCAAAACAACCAACCAACCAAAACUUAUUCAAGAUGUUCAAAUUUGUUGCUGUCAUCGCUCUUCUGGUCGCCACCGCUAGCGCCGGUCUGAUCGAGACCCACCAUGUGGUGCACGAGCCCGUCCUGGCCAAGGUUGGAUCGGUGGUGCACUCAGCUCCCUCGGCGGUUUCCCACCAGAGCAUCACCCAGGUGCACAGCAAGGCGGUGGUGCAGCCAGUGGUUGCUCCCAUCGUGAAGACCACCACCUACUCCCAUCCUGCCGUUGCUGUCCACGCUGCUCCAGUGGUUCACUCCGUGCCCGUUGUCCACGCCGCUCCAGUCGUCCACUCUGUGCCGGUGGUGCACUCCGCUCCUGUGGUGCACUCUGUGCCUCUGGUCCACUCCGCCCCCCUCAUCAAGUCUGUGGUUCACUCCGCUCCUCUGGCCUACACCCUGCACCACUAA